Molecule: messenger RNA, 6579 nt
Organism: Fundulus heteroclitus (mummichog)
Lineage: Eukaryota; Metazoa; Chordata; Actinopteri; Cyprinodontiformes; Fundulidae
Gene: eif4g3a
Product: eukaryotic translation initiation factor 4 gamma, 3a
Exons: 34
Coding region: 471-5768 (1765 amino acids)
Cellular component (GO): eukaryotic translation initiation factor 4F complex
Molecular function (GO): mRNA binding; protein binding; translation initiation factor activity
Source: RefSeq, a predicted model, not a curated record
CUGGCCGAGAAUUGCCGAAUCAUCUUGUCCUGCCCGGACUGCUGAAAGCGGCCGCAACGCCAUGUUGGCGAAGUCUCCCAUCUCUGUGAGAAAAAAAAUGAUAGAAAACAUAAUUGCCGAGAAGAGAAGGUAAAUCGCCGAGGGAGGAAGAAGACCGCGGCGGUUGUUUCGUUCGUAAGAAACGAACCGAGCCGGAUCCGCAGAGGUUCCGGACGGACGAGGGAGGCUGAAACCUCCCAACCGUCCUCAUGAGCAGCACCGCUGAUCCGAACAGCGACUUUCCAUGAAAAAAAAGACGUUUGUGUUGCUAUUCGAGCUUCGUUAUCCCACUUCGUUAAAGGGAUUUGGGGCCUGCUUCAGGAUCAGCUACGCUUGCUAUAUGAAUGCAAGCUAAGCUUUUUUUGCAUCAGUAUUUAUUAGUGUUUUGUUUUUGAGUUUUUUUUUUUUUUUUUUUUGGUUCUUUUUCUGCGAUGAGUUUGCCACCGAAAGUGGUCACCAAGCCCGCCGCUGUCUCAGUUAGCGGACCUGGAAGUGGCCCCUCUCCGUCGAGCCAACUGCGGGCUACCCUGACCUCCGUGUCUCUGCCGCCGGGAGCCCCAACCGCUCCUCAACCUGGCGCUGUACCACCUCCGUAUCCUUUCACAUGGGUACCCCGGCACGCUGGCCCUGCUUACACGGCUCACGACAUCACAAAGGGACACCCUAACUUAGCGGGGACCCCGCCUGGUCAUGCCCACUCCCCGGCGCUCUCUCAGGUAUCAGUACCCACAGCUUCCCAAUAUCGCUACCCUAAGGGCUGGGAGGCAGGCGGAGGGUCACCGUACAACACUGGGCAAAACGCCGUCACCACUUCGUUAGUGUAUUCUCCCCAAACACAGCCAAUGAAUGCACAGCCACAGAGUCGCCCGUUUGCUACGGGCCCUCGACCAACCCACCAUCAGGGAGGAUUCAGGCCCAUCCAGUUUUUUCAAAGGACUCAGAUGCAGACUGCGAGGACCUCAAUGCCGACAAACACACCCUCCAUACGUCCGGGCUCGCAGGCCCCUGCGGCGGCCGUCUACCCCACUAAUCAGCCAAUCAUGAUGACUAUGGCCCCCAUGCCUUUUCCAUCGCCGCAGGCUACACAGUACUACAUCCCACAGUAUCGGCCCAGUACACCCUAUGUGGGACCGCCGCAGCAGUAUUCGGUCCAGCCUCCAGGUUCCGGCACCUUCUAUCCAGGUCCAGGACCAGGGGAGUACUCCAACCCAUAUCAUCCCCUCAGGUACCACCCUCCCGUCUCACCCUCCGUCCCCGCUCCCGUUCCCACAGCUGGCCCAACCUUCUACCCCGGGCAGACACUGUUUCCCCACUCGCCCUCCAUCAUAGUGCCUACACAACAGCAACCUCAACCAACCAGGCGUGAGAAGAAAACAUCGUCGCAGAUCUGUAUCCGUGACCCGAAUCAGGGCGGCAAGGAUAUCACAGCAGAGAUCUUGGCCGGGGGCUCAGGGAGCAGGAACUCGACGCCCCCUGUCGGCCCCCCUUCGUCCACCCCCACACCACCACAGCAUCCGAGCAGCAGCCAGACUCCAGAGCAGACGCAGCCCCCGCCCCCUCAGCAGCAGCAGCAGGCCCAUCCCGGAGGCCUCACGUUGGAGCCGCAGCAGAUCCAGCAGCAGCCGCUAACAGCCGGGCUGUCAGACACCAAACCAGGGCCAGUCGAUUUGCCAAAUUUGGAGCCCGUCGUCCACAAGUCUUCCUCCCCUGCGCUCUCGCAGCCCGAAGCCCCGUCAGAGAGGCUGGAGGCCGAGCGCCCCGUGUCCGAGGCCCCCGCCUCCGUUGAGCCGGAGCUUUCCUUCCACGUCUCGCUGACCGCCGCCGCCGCCGUCGCUCUCCCGCCUCCAGCAGCCGGCGCUGGCCCCUCAGCCAGGGAGUCCACUGCUCCAGCCUCCUCCUCCUCCGGUGGAGAGAGCAAAUCCUCCCUGGCGGCGCCUCACACGCCCAACACGGACAAAGCUCUUCCAGACCCCCCGCAGGCGUUCGCCGCUUCUCCACCAGCCGCCGCCGCCAAGGCUUUGAACGGCCUCGCCGACUCGGGGAUGGAGCUCGACGCCGGAGCUCAAGAGCUCUCCCUCCUUCCCCCGGCGACGCCGCACCCCCCGGCUCCCGCUUACAGAGACGCCUCCACCUCCGAAACCGUGCCCUCUGACACGAGGCCAGACGUGCCAAUCGCCGCCGCGCUGUCCCCCCUGUCACCUGUCGCCGUGGUGCCUGUCGCCCUUACCUCGAGCCCCCUCCCGCCGCUGCCAGCUGCGCUCCCCCCCGGCCUUCCGCCUCUCGUGCAGGCCACAGCAGAGGCAGACGAGCCAGGCAAGACCCUGGACAUGAAAGACCUCCUCUCCAGAGGAGGGAUGGAGGCGCAGGGCGGCGUCACCGAGAGCAAAACGGAGUCCCAGCAACAAGCGCCGACCAGGAGGAGCCCUACUGCGGUGAAUCAGACCUCUGCUAUACCAAAGACCUGGAGAAAACCAAAUGAAGUGAUGUGUGCGGGAGACAUGCCUCAAAUCAACGACGAGGAGGAGCCCAAAGUUAUCGACUCGCCUGCUGGCGACCAGGCCCUCCAGUCGGCUCCCCCCGGCUGCAGUCCUGUGCCCCUGCCGUCAGUCUUCCCCUCCCCUGCUGCCCCCUCACUUGCUCCCACCAGCAGCCCCCAGGCUGACGGAAAGCCGGCGGUGUCCGAGGAAAACGGCGAGGCGGAGCUGGAGCCCCUGAGGAACGGCGCGGGUCACACCUCGGAGACGGAGAGCAGCGACAGCGGCGCCACCCCUGGAGACAAGGAGAACUCCACGGGAGCUCCUCAGGAUGUGGAAGACCUCGCUGAGCUGACUGGGAAGAAGCAGUACGGCAGAGACUUCCUGUUGGGCUUCCAGUUCAUGCCCCAGUGCGUACAGAAACCUGAGGGGCUCCCACCAAUCAGCGACGUGGUGCUGGACAAGAUGAACCAAAACAAGUUGCCAUCCCGGGCGGUGGACUCCAGGGUGAUUUCCAGGGGACCUGAUUUCACCCCAGCUUUCGCUGACUUUGGGAGACAGAUGAGCGGAGGACGGGGAGCUGCUCUCAUGAACAUGGGGACCCGACGGCCUCCACCCAGGAAGAUCAUCGUGAACGUCUCCGUCAACGAUGACGUUCAGCUGAAAAAGUCGGAGAACGCCUGGAAGCCAAACUUGAAGAGAGAGGGCCUUCCAGAGGAUUCGGAGACGCAGAAAACUCAGGAGCUCUUCAGGAAGGUACGGAGCAUCCUGAACAAGCUGACGCCACAGAAGUUCAACCAGCUGAUGAAGCAGGUCACCGAUCUGACCAUCGACACCGAGGAGAGGCUCAAAGGCGUCAUCGACCUGGUUUUUGAGAAGGCCAUCGAUGAGCCCAGUUUUUCUGUGGCCUACGGACAAAUGUGUCGCUGCCUCGCCACGCUCAAAGUGCAGAUGACGGACAAACCCAACUCCACUGUAAAUUUUCGCAAGCUGCUGCUAAACCGCUGCCAGAAGGAGUUUGAGAAGGACAAGGCAGACGACGUGGUGUUCGAGAGGAAGCAGAAAGAGCUGGACUCUGCUGCAUCGGCGACGGAGCGCGAGCGGCUUCGGGAGGAGCUGGAGGAGGCCAAGGACAAGGCCAGGCGGCGCUCCAUCGGCAACAUCAAGUUCAUCGGCGAGCUCUUCAAGCUCAAGAUGUUGACCGAAGCCAUCAUGCACGACUGCGUGGUCAAGCUGCUGAAGAACCACGACCAAGAGUCUCUGGAGUGCCUGUGCAGGCUGCUUACCACGAUCGGGAAGGACCUCGACUUUGAGAAGGCCAAGCCUCGCAUGGAUCAGUAUUUCAACCAAAUGGAGAAAAUCGUCAAGGAGCGGAAGACGUCGUCUAGGAUCCGGUUUAUGCUCCAGGAUGUUAUAGACCUGAGAUUGCACAACUGGGUGUCCAGGAGAGCCGACCAGGGCCCAAAGACCAUUGAGCAGAUCCACAAGGAGGCAAAGAUUGAAGAGCAGGAAGAGCAGCGGAAGGUCCACCAGCAGCUGCUCUCCAAGGACAGCAAGAGACGGCCAGAUCCACGAGAACAGAGGGAGGCGCGCAAAGAAGAAACCUGGAACACUGUGCCCAUGACCAAGAACAGCAGGACCAUCGACCCCAAUAAGAUCCCAAAGAUCUCCAAGCCUCAGAUGGACGAGAAGAUCCAGCUGGGCCCUCGCGCUCAAGUCACGUGGGUGAAGGGCAGCAGCGGAGGAGCCAAGGCCAGCGACUCGGAACUGUCUCGGACCGCUGGCCUAAACCGUUUCUCGGCGCUGCAGUCCACGCCGUCACCUCAGCCCUCCACCCCGCCUCCACAGAACCCGGACUACGACUCCAGAAGAACUCUGGGGAGCGGUCGGACCAACACGGUGAGGGAGCGCAGCGAGAAGCCGCUGAUCGCCGCCCCGCCGUCAUCGCGACCCGGUCCGUUCACCAGGGGCGGCUCCUCCAAAGAGCUGCUGGAGACUCAGAACGCAGAGGAGCCACGCAGAGAGCGGGAGGCAGCAGAACCCCGGAGGCCGAGCGUCGCGGAGGACAGAACCGAGCCGGAGCGCGGGAAAGUCCGGGAACCCGCGAAACCCGAGCCGGUGGUCCAGAAGCCCGACAGACCCGCCCGCUCGGAGGAGGAGAUCGAACGGAAGUCAAAGUCCAUUAUUGACGAGUUCCUGCACAUAAACGAUUACAAGGAGGCUGUCCAGUGCGUGGACGAGCUGGACCUGGGCUCUCAGCUGCACGUCUUUGUGCGCGUCGGGGUGGAGUCGACCCUGGAGCGCAGUCAGAUCACCCGGGACCACAUGGGCCAGCUCCUCUUCCAGCUGGUGCAGCAGGGAUUGCUGCCCAAAGCCCAGUUAUACAGAGGGUUUGCAGACACGCUGGAGCUGGCCGACGACAUGGCCAUCGACAUUCCCCACAUAUGGCUGUACCUGGCCGAGCUGCUCAGCCCCUUACUGAAGGACGGAGGCUUCUCUAUGAGAGAGCUCUUCAGUGAAUUAAGCAAACCUUUGCUUCCUGUUGGAAGAGCCGGGAACUUAAUAUCUGAAAUACUGCACAUACUAUGCAAACAAAUGAGCCAUAGGAAUGUGGCCUCGCUGUGGAGGGAAUCGGGCCUGAACUGGGCCGACCUUCUACCAGAAGGGGAGGAUGUCCAGGCUUUCAUCUCACAACAGAAACUCCAGUUCCUUCAGGCAGAAGGUUCAAGUCCCGGGGAGGUGCAGCCGAAAAGGAUCCUGUCUCCCGAGGAGCUGAGUCAGCAGCUGGAGAAACUCCUCCUGGAGGACAUGGCCAGUGACGAGCAGAUCUUCGACUGGGUAGAGGCGAACCUCGACGAGUCCCAGGCGAGCUCGUCUCCCUUCUUGAGGGCUUUGAUGACGGCUGUGUGUAAAGCAGCGGUGAAAGACGAGAACCCUAACUGUCGCGUGGACACGGCCAUCAUCCAGAAGAGGUUGCCUGUAUUACUCAAGUACCUUAACUCAGACACUGAGCGACAGCUGCAAGCACUUUAUGCACUUCAGGCGCUGAUCGUUUCGCUCGAUCAGCCUCCAAACCUUCUCCGGAUGUUUUUCGACUGUCUGUACGAUGAGGACGUCAUCUCGGAGGACGCGUUCUACAAGUGGGAGUCGAGCAAGGACCCUGCCGAGCUGGAGGGUAAGGGCGUGGCCCUCAAGUCCGUCACAGCGUUCUUCACCUGGCUGCGGGAAGCUGAGGAGGAGUCGGAGGACAAUUGACGAGGGCGACUCCCGGGACACGGCGUUGUGGAACGGCAUCCUUAACAGCAGAACAAGCGGCUGCACGGAACAGGGCGGCGUGUUUACGGCUAGAACCCUUCUUUUUUUUUUUUUUUUGGUUUUCCCUCCCCCUGCGGUACAGUUCUGAAACGUACCGCCAUCUUCUGUUUGGAUUCCAACGGUGGAAGCACUAAAUACUGUAUCAUACAUAGAAAAUAUUUUUGUUUUAAAUUUUAACUUACUUUUUUUGUUACUUUUUAAGAAGAGACUUAAAGAUACAUAGGUUCUGGACUCCUUAAUUUAUUAUUUUUUUAAGGACUGCAAAUAUGAAAAUUAUUUAACAUUUGCAGAGGCUCACAACGUCAACACAACAGAAAUAACAUUAUAAUUAUAAUAACAAAAUAAUUGUGAGAUAAAUAUCCUCCCUGGAUUCCACUCUGGUUGAGAACAGGGUUAAAAGCAUCUUUAUUUUUAGGAUGAAGGUGAAGCAGAAAAGAAAGAAAGGAGUGAAUAAACAGGAACUCCAAACUCUGUUGGCGGUCAGAGGCCAUCUUGUCAUUUACCAGGAAGUUCUUGUCCUCCGCCUUGGCUCGUUCUGCGUUGGCGUGAAAAACGCGCGCCACGCGAGAGGUAAAGUAUGCAUCUGGGGGAGCGAUGCAAACCAGAACUUGUCAAGUUCCACAGAAGAACAAAGCGAUAAAAGAACUAAAGUUCAUCACUCAAGCAAACAAGAUGCUUGUAAUACUUGUGACCCACGGAGCAGAGUAAAGCUUGUAAAUACAUUAAAGACAAAAAAUGUAUUUAAAAGGUU